Messenger RNA from Colletotrichum gloeosporioides, 1668 nucleotides. RefSeq lists its product as uncharacterized. Bases 1 to 1668 code for a protein of 555 amino acids. The record is from RefSeq and is a predicted model, not a curated record. Lineage: Eukaryota; Fungi; Ascomycota; Sordariomycetes; Glomerellales; Glomerellaceae. The transcript has 4 exons. Gene Ontology annotation, molecular function: heme binding; iron ion binding; steroid hydroxylase activity.
AUGUCUCAAUCUCGUCCGUUAUACGAAGCGGUGACAGAUCUUCCCAUAUCCCACGCUGUAUGUCUCAUCGUGGUAUUGACAUUGGCACUUUUUGCCUUCAUUCGUUUUCGAUCUACACCAAACACGCCGCCACAACUCAAAGAAACUGUCCCCUUCAUCACGAACACAAUCGGAUACCUGACCAAUGCCGGCGUCUUCAUUGACCGGGUCGCAGAGACCUUGGAGGCGACCAAGACGAACAUCGUCAAGUUCUAUGUUGGGUGUAUGCCCGCUUACAUAGUAACAGGCCCAAAGAAUGUCCAAUUUGUCCUCAAUUCACCAGGGCUACUGGAUGGCAACUUUCUCCAGCUGAUGCUCAUGGACAAGCACUGGGGCCUAAACCGCGAGGAGAUCAGCAAGUUCGCCAACGACAAAUCCGGGCGUUCUAAAGUCCCAGCCAAGGGGCUCGCCACGCCCGACGACCAGCGCUACUGGCUGGGUCACGACCGUUUGUAUGCGGAGUAUCUUAGUAACCGCAAGUUUUCUGACGCUCUCGCCGACUCAUUUUGCAAGUUAUUCGCGGAACGGCUGGACAAGCAUUUCGACGAGGAAUGGGCCACGGUCCAGCUGUUCGAUGUGCUCAAGACUGCAAUGGCAGAGAGUGCUAUAAUCUCACUCUUCGGGUCCAAGAUUAUUGAUCUAAAUCCCGGGUUCGUGCAGUGCUAUUGGGACUUUGAUGACAUUGCCGGCACUCUCGUUUGGGGAUUGCCAAAGUUUCUCCAGCGCAAAUCAGUUGCGAUUAAGGACCAACUUCACUCCAUGACUCGGAAACAUAUCGACUCGGCAUGGGAGCACUUUGACUGGGAAGGUCCCGACAGGGACUCUGCGUGGGAGCCUCACUUCGGCUCAAGACUGUCCCGAGAGACGGCCAAGUGGCUCCGAGAGAAGGGUUUCUCCAACCACGCAGCUGCCGGCCACACGCUGGCGUCGCUCUUCGGCCUGAAUGGAAACACGGUUCCCGUGACAGUGUGGGCAAUGAUUGAGAUAAUCAGGGAUGCGGCUCUUUUCCAGGCCGUCAGCGACGAGGCGUUGGGCGCGUUCACAACAGAUCCGACAAACGGGACGCGUCAGAUAGACGCAAGCAAGUUGAUCAAUCUCCCUCUCAUGCAAUCUCUGUACGUCGAGAUCAUGCGCUUGCACGUGUCAUUCAACGUCACACGCAAAGCCACCGAGCCUCUCGUGGUUAACGGAUACAACAUCGAGAAGGGGGCGCUGGUGCAAACUUGCUCUCAAAUUGCCCAUUACGAAGAGGCAGUCUGGGGCGCCGAGGGUCAUCCAGCGUCUGAGUUCUGGGCCUGGCGUCACAUCAAAUACGUUGACGAGGUCGACGAUUGCAGUGGUAAAACCACCAGACGGCCGCAGUUCUCCAUGAAAGGACGUCCAAGCUCAUUUUUCCCAUAUGGCGGAGGAUACGUCAUGUGCCCUGGCCGCCAUUUUGCCAAGCAGGAAAUCUUGCUAGCGAUCGCAGUCCUGGUCACGAAAUUCGAGUUUGAAUUUGUCGAAUGGACCAACGCGGACGGAUCGAAGUCCGAUAGGCCGCCGCUGGACGACAGACGGUUUGCGGGGUUCAUAGCCAUGUCGCCCGACCGUGACGCUAGGGUUCGGCUGAGGAGGCUGAAGUCAGAGUAG